Messenger RNA from Suncus etruscus (white-toothed pygmy shrew), 1170 nucleotides. RefSeq names its product paired box 5 (gene PAX5). Bases 1 to 1170 code for a protein of 389 amino acids. The record is from RefSeq and is a predicted model, not a curated record. Lineage: Eukaryota; Metazoa; Chordata; Mammalia; Eulipotyphla; Soricidae. Gene Ontology annotation, biological process: regulation of transcription by RNA polymerase II; anatomical structure development. The transcript has 10 exons. Gene Ontology annotation, molecular function: DNA-binding transcription factor activity, RNA polymerase II-specific; RNA polymerase II cis-regulatory region sequence-specific DNA binding.
AUGGAAAUACACUGUAAGCACGACCCGUUUGCAUCCAUGCAUAGACAUGGAGGAGUGAAUCAGCUUGGGGGGGUUUUUGUGAAUGGACGACCACUCCCGGAUGUAGUCCGCCAAAGGAUAGUGGAACUUGCUCACCAAGGUGUCAGGCCCUGCGACAUCUCCAGGCAGCUUCGAGUCAGCCAUGGUUGUGUCAGCAAAAUUCUUGGCAGGUAUUAUGAGACAGGGAGCAUCAAGCCGGGAGUAAUUGGAGGUUCUAAGCCAAAGGUUGCCACGCCCAAAGUGGUGGAGAAAAUUGCCGAGUAUAAACGCCAAAAUCCCACCAUGUUUGCCUGGGAGAUCAGGGACCGGCUGCUUGCCGAACGGGUGUGUGACAACGACACGGUGCCCAGCGUCAGUUCUAUCAACAGGAUCAUUCGGACAAAAGUACAGCAACCACCCAACCAGCCGGUCCCCGCUUCCAGUCACAGUAUAGUGUCCACGGGCUCCGUGACGCAGGUGUCAUCGGUGAGCACCGACUCGGCCGGCUCCUCGUACUCGAUCAGCGGCAUCCUGGGCAUCACAUCCCCCAGCGCGGACACCAACAAGCGCAAGAGAGAGGAAGGUAUUCAGGAGUCACCUGUGCCCAAUGGCCACUCAUUGGGGGGCAGAGAUUUCCUUCGGAAGCAGAUGCGGGGGGACCUGUUCACGCAGCAGCAGCUGGAGGUGCUGGACCGUGUGUUUGAGAGACAGCACUACUCGGACAUCUUCACCACCACGGAGCCCAUCAAGCCUGAGCAGACCACUGAGUACUCAGCCAUGGCCUCACUGGCCGGAGGGCUGGACGACAUGAAGGCCAACCUGAGCAGCCCCACCCCAGCCGACAUCGGGAGCACCGUGCCUGGGCCACAGUCCUACCCCAUCGUGACAGGCCGUGACUUGGCGAGCACGACCCUCCCUGGGUAUCCUCCACAUGUGCCCCCCGCUGGACAGGGCAGCUACUCGGCGCCCACGCUGACAGGGAUGGUGCCUGGGAGUGAGUUUUCUGGAAGUCCCUACAGUCACCCUCAGUAUCCCUCGUACAACGAUUCCUGGAGGUUCCCCAAUCCGGGGCUGCUUGGCUCCCCGUACUAUUACAGCGCCGCCCGAGGGGCUGCCCCACCCGCAGCCGCCACCGCCUAUGACCGCCACUGA